Trematomus bernacchii (emerald rockcod) is the source of this 2306-nucleotide messenger RNA. RefSeq names its product YdjC chitooligosaccharide deacetylase homolog (gene ydjc). Gene Ontology annotation, molecular function: deacetylase activity. NCBI's taxonomy places the organism in Eukaryota, Metazoa, Chordata, Actinopteri, Perciformes, Nototheniidae. Gene Ontology annotation, biological process: carbohydrate metabolic process. The record is from RefSeq and is a predicted model, not a curated record. The transcript has 6 exons. Bases 254 to 1246 code for a protein of 330 amino acids.
UACUUUUGUAUUUCAAGCUUUUCUGUUCCCUAAAUGUUACUUUUAUGCUGUGCAUUGAAAAUGUUGUGUCACCAGAUAUGACCUUCAGUGGUGUAGGAUAUCAGAUAAAGCCUGUGAGUUGUGGCUCCAGGUCAUAGAUCCUGUGUAAAUAAUCUUCCAGGCGUCAUGAUGACAUGAGAACACCUGAGAGAACCACACCUGUCCGUACAGUCACAGUCUGUGGAUACAGCUCAGUAUUCAGACGGAGCUCAGCAUGCAGAGGCUGUUCACCGCCGAAGUUAUGUUCAGGAAAACUGUUCGGAGAUCAGCAAUAAUGCCACAGCCCAGAAUGAUGCUGGUGGUGACGGGAGAUGACUUUGGCUACUGUCCCAGAAGAAACCAGGGGAUUGUGGACUGCUUCAAGUCUGGAGGCAUUUCCAAUGUGUCCCUGCUGGUCAACGGCUGUGCUGCCAAGGAGGCGGCAGAUCUGGCUCAGAGGCACAAUAUCCCCAUGGGUCUCCAUGCCAACCUGUCAGAGGGCGUUCCGGUGUGCCCCAGCCUCCAGCAGGCCUCCACCCUGACCAACCAGCGCGGCUUCUUCCACGGGAAGACGGGCUUCCGCCAGGCCCUGGAGGGAGGCCAGCUCAGCAUGAAACAGGUGGAGCUGGAGUUGAGGGCUCAGGUCCAGCUGUUCAGGGAUCUGACGGGUCACCUGCCUCACCACAUGGACGGACACCAGCACGUCCAUGUCCUGCCAGAGGUGCGUGAGGUGUUUGCACUCGUCCUGUCAGACCUCCAGAUUCCGUUCACUCGUGUUCCCCUGGAGCCCGGUCUGCAGGGCUGCCCCGCGCUACCAGCACACCUCCAAAGAUUCUACGCUCAGGUGGAGAAGGACGCCCGGGACUCCAUCCCUGUGUUCACCCGCUACGGAAUCAGGUGGCCCCAUGUGUACCUGGGGCUGACCACCAUGGGCCAGAACAUGUCCGUCCCCAACCUGCAGCGGGCCCUCAGCCAGGCGCUGGCUGCGGGGCCCCCAAGCUCUCCCUCCAGCGGGUCAGCAGGCUCUCACCAGCCUGUGGUCACAGCAGAGCUCAUGGUCCACCCGGGGUACCCCAGUCUCCCCCAGGAGGGGGGCUGUGGGGAGGGCCCCGACGAAUUCUCCCAGUCCGCUGACAGACAGCACGAGCUGGGCGUGCUGAGGGACCCCGCCCUGCUGGCCCUCUACCGCCGGGAGGGGGUGCAGCUGUGUGCCUUCAGACACCUCUGAGCACUGUGGAUCCUAUAGAGACACAGUGGUUAGAGCACAAAUCACUCUCAAUCUGCUCGGACUAGCAGUAUGUGAUGUGGGGGGGUGAGGAUUUUACUCCAGACGUGGUUUUUAUAAUAGCAUAUCUUAUCUUGUUAUUAAAACAUUUCCUAAAAGCACAGAAAUAUGUGCACUGCCACGCUGUUAAAGCUUUAUGAAUUCAAAUUCUAACUAAUCAGUCACUAAUUAUGUUACUAAUAAUGAAGGAACGCAGAGGUUGGACUGAGUUAUAGACUUUCACUUUCUAUAGAUCCUUACAGUUGAGAACAAAACUGGUAUCUGAUGUUUCUCUCUCUAAUCUUAAAGACAACGUGUCAUUUUUAAUCUCUAAUUCUUACAUUCGUAGAGCCCUCGGAGCAGCUUUAGCACAGAUUCUGGGCUCAGGGGGGGCUCACCGGGGUUGUGCUAUCAUGCAAUAAGGGGUAUUUAGCUCAGAAAGAGAUUCAAUAAUCUGGAUCAGCUGUUGCUUUGUCGUCGUCGUCCUGGACCUCUGUCUCUGACCUCUCUGUCGUGAUGUCACCAGAUAUCAGUUGCGGAAUGAAACUUCAGAAAUAAGUUGUAAUUAACGUUACAACCCACAAAAGGAGGAUUUUUAUAACAAUCUGUCAACCCAUUUGAUCUUUUAUUGUUAAAAACAUUCUUUUUUCAGGGCUGCACACGAUGAGUAAUUGAUAUGCAAUUAAUCGUUUUGUGGAUGAAGUAUCUUCAGAGUAUAGUUUGAGUCUUAGUUUUGUGCUCAUGUGUAUUCCUCAGUAAAUGAAGCCAUGUUGUCGUUGAAAUGAUUCCUAAUGAACUCAGGUCUGUAGCACUGAACAUCUGAUAACCUGCCAAAUGUUGGACUCUAAGUGAAUGUGAUUGAACAUGCACCUGUAACAGUACGCUUUGUAAUAUUUAUAGCUUUUUAUCUGGAUAUUUGAAAUUGUAUAUUUUGAUAAAGUUUAUGUUAAAACUUUUUUUACAUUGCUGUGUUUAAAUUGUUACAGAGAUAACAACUGAACAGCUGAGCGAAUAAAUGAUGUCA